AGGUGGCCAAGGAAAGAGAGAAGAAGACCAGGAAAAGAGAGCACAAAUGAAACCUGCAGGCGAGCUGAAGGCUGAGAUCGAUUUUUCUCAAGAGAAGGGAAUGGUCUCGGACGACCUGUUCGCUCCACCUGGAAUGGCUAUGAAGGUGGACAUUGAGAAUGGCGCUAAAAAGGCCAACGAAGCCGACGAUAUGACCCAGUCAAAAGCGUUCUCUUACCCCAUGGGACUGGGAGGCGUCUUGAUGAACGGUUGUUUCGGGACAGGAUAUGUUAAAGGAGAUCCGUGCUACAAACGGACAAACCCCAUACCCCCAUGUCCAAAAAUGAUGGAGGGGUGUACCUUAAUCGGGUCCGGCUUCGAUGGUCGCGGGGAAUACAGCAGCGCGUCCAGGAGGAAAUCUGUCGUGCAGCGGUACUGUAGAGAUAUGAGGAAAUAUCACGGUGAGGACGUGCCAGACACCAUGAGCGUUCACGGCAUCUAUGAUACAGAGGUCACCUCCUAUGUUUUCGAGUCGAGAGAGGCUUAUCGUAAUUCUCUUCAGCAGAAGGCCGGCGUCUCUUUUUCUGGAUGGGGCUUCCAGGCUUCCGUGGAAGCAGCAUGGGGCGGGUCCUCCUCAUCCCAGAAACAGUCAUUCAUGUCCCUCAUAGAGUGUGAUAUUAUCAGGUACGAAAUCUUCCUUGACAAAAUUUCGCCUGAUACUCUGAACCUUGCUUUUCUGCGGGAUUUCCUGUCCCUUCCCAAGAAUUUCAUCCAGGGAAAAGCGAAACUACAGGAUUUCAUUAUCCGCUAUGGAACUCAUUUCAUCAAAUCAGCCAAGUUCGGCGGUUCACUCAGGCUGUUCAAGACCCAAGAAGCAUCAAAGAGUGAAAGUCUCGAGUCCUUUGCUGUUGCGGCCCAGGCGUCUUACAACGGCAUGUUUGCUGCGGGUGGUCACUACGGUAGAAAGGAAUCCAGCGCGAGCUCCUCGUCUUCCAAGGAGUCCAGCACCCAUUUGAUGGUUGAAGGAGGUGAGCAACAAGUUGCGUCCAUGGUAGCAGACUUCUACACAACUAACUUCAAGGGAACCUUCAAAGAGUGGCUGAAGUCCGUCCCCACCUACCCCAAAUCUAUCCAGAUGUUCAUGGGCACCAUGUCAGAACUGCUGAACCUGAACUACAAACUUCUCUUCCCUUUUGACAUCUCAGAUGCUGCAGAUGGCUGCUUUAGUGAGAAUUUGUUGACCGAGGAAGGAACAGGAAGAAAGUUCUACGAAGUCUCGAAAGUUAUCAUCUUUGAUCUUCCCGAGGACAUUAACCGUGACAUUAAGAGCGACACUGAAGCCUACGUGGUUUAUGCAGAGAACAGGUGGAACUGCCAUGAACCUGGGACAUCUCUUCACGUGUACAACAGUCAUAAAAACGGAGGGAGUGGCGACACUGAUAACAAGAAGGUCUCCUGCUUUGGUUUUGUGAUGACGUACAAUGAAGAUACCGGCAAGUUUUCUGUAACACGUGAAGAUCAGACAGCUUCCUCUACGUUGCUGGGAAAUUUAGGCCGCAACUACGUAAACUCGGUUGUUGGCAGAGCGGAGUACAUCAGUCCUCUGGAGCACUCACAGAGCAAUAGCGGUGCAUUGGCGAGUAUCGUUGAGGCUCCCUGCUCUGUGAAGUGGUCCAACUCGUACCAAAUCAAACCCGCGGAGGAGGGAGGGAGGUGCCUGUACUUCGUUGCGGCGUCAAAGGGAGACAUUUUUGUGGUCUUCUCCUCCAUCCCGAGGGACUUGACCACCUGGUACCAUCUUCAGAUCAGUUUUCAAGGCGUCGCACUCUACAAGGGUAUGAAGCUGGUUAAAUACGAGGGAGCGAAAAGCGCGAGAAGUCUCGGCGAUUCCACAUUGUUUCAGCCAUACUUUAUUUGUAUGGAGGAAGACAUGGAGGAACAACGAACCUACGUCAAAUACGGCAUUGGGUCAGAUGAUUCCGAAAAAGGUUUGGUCUACAUGGUCUACCUGGAUGACAGUCCGCCAUUGGGAAUUCGCUUCUACUCCUUUGGCAGUGGGGAAGCAGACGUUGAAGUCAUGGACGCCCGAGUCAUCGAAGGAGGUGCAACAGGAGAAAUGGAAUGUGCAGGGGGGACUAUCUUGCAGGACGGCAUGUGCGUGGAAAACUGCCACCCAGAAUGUAACGGAUGUAUUCCAAAGUCGCCUGGAUCGAAGCUCGACACUGAAUGUCGCCUGUGUAGGCACUUCUCCGUCCGCAAUGAGGAUGGAGUGGCACAGUGCGUGGGAGAAUGCCCAGCCGACAUGGAAGUAGCUCCCAAUGGUGUGACGUGCGUGUGUAGCAACUUUGUCCUCCCCAAUGAUGACGGGACUACCGAAUGCGUCGACCAGUGCCCACCUGAUAGCACUGUGGCCUCCGAUGGCGUGACUUGCGAACCUAGCGACAUAGAAAGGGAGUGGAGAUCUGACGGCAGAUGUGGGCCCGACUUCCCUGCAGCAGCAGCCGACCCAGGGGAGUGUGAUCCGAAUUCAGACGCCCCCUGUUGUUCCUCCGAAGGUUAUUGUGGAAGUACUGAUAACCACUGCACCUGUAGCGGCUGUAAGGAUUAUCGACCAAAAUGGAGGAAUGACUGGAAAUGUGGCCCAAACUUUCCGGCUCCAGGAGCGAAUCCUGGCCAGUGUGAUCCGAAUGGAAGCGGCCCGUGUUGUUCCUCCGGUGGUUGGUGUGGAAGUACUGCGGAUCACUGCACCUGUAGCGGCUGUAUUGAUUAUCGACCAAAAUGGAGGAGUGACUCUAGAUGUGGCCCCAGCUAUCCGGCACCAGGAGCCAACCCCGGCCAGUGUAACCCGGAUUCAGACCGCCCCUGUUGUUCCACCAGUGGUUGGUGUGGAAAUACUGCGGCUCACUGCACCUGUAGCGGCUGUAUUAAUUAUGGACCACGCCAAGAAAAAUGGAGGAGUGACUCUAGAUGUGGCUCCAGCUAUCCGGCACCAGGAGCCAACCCCGGCCAGUGUAACCCGGAUUCAAACCACCCCUGUUGUUCCUCCGGUGGUUGGUGUGGAAAUACUGCGGCUCACUGCACCUGUAGCGGCUGUAUUGAUUAUCGACCAAAAAAAUGGAGGAGUGACUCUAGAUGUGGCUCCAGCUAUCCGGCACCAGGAGCCAACCCCGGCCAGUGUAACCCGAAUGGAAACCACCCCUGUUGUUCCACCGGUGGUUGGUGUGGAAAUACUGCGGCUCACUGCACCUGUAGCGGCUGUAUUGAUUAUCGACCAAAAAAAUGGAGGGAUGACUGGAAAUGUGGCCCCAACUUUCCGGCUCCAGGAGCCAACCCCGGCCAGUGUAACCCGAAUGGAAGCGGCCCCUGUUGUUCCUCCGGUGGUUGGUGUGGAAGUACUUCGGCUCACUGCUACUGUAGCGGCUGUAUUGACUAUCGGUCAGGUCGAAAGUAAAGGGAUGACCUUAACGAACGUUCAUUUUGACUGAAACAGGCGUAUUGAAGACGGAAAGGCCAUUAACUGAAGUUUGUUUUUAUCUUGUGUAUUUGUUUUUAUGUAGCUCAAAUGUGUUACAGUACCCAUACCUUGUUGUUUC
Molecule: messenger RNA, 3572 nt
Organism: Branchiostoma belcheri (Belcher's lancelet)
Lineage: Eukaryota; Metazoa; Chordata; Leptocardii; Amphioxiformes; Branchiostomatidae
Exons: 25
Coding region: 47-3430 (1127 amino acids)
Molecular function (GO): chitin binding
Source: RefSeq, a predicted model, not a curated record